GUGGACUCCAAUUAACCACACGAUCCGCCAUGGAAUCAAGCCAAAACCUACUUUUUUGGCAACUUGUCUUCUUCUGCUUACUUCCAAUUUAUCACGCAGUCCACCAGGGGCUUUGAGCCAAUUAAGUUACCACCGCCCUCCAACCGCACCUCCUCCUCCUUCUGUAUGCAAUGCACGUAUAUUGAUUUGGGCCCUCUCUUUCUCUCUCUCUCUCUCUCUCUGAAUGAAGAGUGGAGUGAAGAUUCUGUGGAGAAACAGGAAGAUGGCUGCAGGGUGUCAGAGAAUUGUCUUGGCAAUCUUGGUUGCCAUGUCUGUGACACUUGACUCGUGCGUUAGUUCUGCAGAAGCAGGGCUACUGCAGAGUGUGAGUGCAAAUGAAGUGAAGGGAAAGGAACAAGAGCAAGAAGACAAUUGUGACAUGUAUGAGGGGAGUUGGGUAUAUGACAGUUCUUAUCCUCUCUAUGAUCCCUCUGCGUGCCCUUUCAUUCGCAAGGAGUUCGACUGCUUCAAGUACGGCCGACCCGAUCGGCUCUACCUCAACUACAGAUGGCAGCCCAAAGACUGUUACUUGCCUAGAUUUGAUGCUGAAGGUUUCCUAAGAAGGUUCCGGGGCAAGAAGAUUAUGUACAUUGGAGACUCCUUGAGCCUGAACAACUGGCAAUCUUUAAUAUGCUUGCUUCAUGCUGGCGCGCAGAAUUCGAGUAUCUCGCAGGAGACGGAUGGCUCGGUUUCUAAGGUCACAUUCGAGGAUUAUGGAGUAUCCGUAAUGCUGUUUCACUCUCUGUACCUGGUCGACAUCGAAGUGGAAAGCAUCGGGAGAGUUUUGAAGCUAGACUCGCUUGAGAACGGUGGUUUGUGGAAGGAGAUGGAUGUGUUGAUCUUCAAUACUUGGCAAUGGUGGUACAGGAGAGGAGAUAAGCAGCAAUGGGAUUACAUUCAAGAAGGUAAUCGCACGUACAAAGACAUGGAUCGGAUGGUUGCGUUUCGCAAAGCAUUGACGACAUGGGCGAAGUGGGUGGACUCCGAUGUCGACACGAUUAAAACUAGAGUCAUCUUUCAAGGGAUUUCGCCCUCCCACUACAACGGGACGGAUUGGCAUGAGCCGGGAGUGAAGGACUGCUCGAAGGAGAACCUACCGAUGACUGGAUCGACAUACCCAGCUGGAUUGCCAGCUGCGGCAUACGUGGUGAAAGAAGCGAUGAGUAGCAUCAUAAAGCCUGUUCAUUUGCUGGACAUUACCACUCUUUCUCAGCUGAGGAAAGAUGCACAUCCUAGCAUCUACAGUGGCCUCAAGGUUAUGGACUGCACACACUGGUGUAUUGCAGGACUUCCGGAUACAUGGAACGAGCUCUUAUCCGUGGCGCUUGCUGCUUGAACGGAAAUAGAACGCAAACAUGAGAACAGAGAUUAAAGGAUGGAGUCAAAGAGUAGCCAGAUUGAUCCGAUACAUUGAUGGGACGAACAUGUCCUCUUGAAAAUAGAAUAAUGCUCAUUCUUUUUUGUAAUGAGAACAAAAAAGAUAUGUCAUUACUUUCAUUUUUGC
Rhodamnia argentea is the source of this 1543-nucleotide messenger RNA. RefSeq names its product protein trichome birefringence-like 41. Gene Ontology annotation, molecular function: O-acetyltransferase activity. NCBI's taxonomy places the organism in Eukaryota, Viridiplantae, Streptophyta, Magnoliopsida, Myrtales, Myrtaceae. The coding region runs from base 224 to 1375 and encodes 383 amino acids. Gene Ontology annotation, cellular component: Golgi apparatus. The transcript has 5 exons. The record is from RefSeq and is a predicted model, not a curated record.